Aureobasidium musti is the source of this 1197-nucleotide messenger RNA. Lineage: Eukaryota; Fungi; Ascomycota; Dothideomycetes; Dothideales; Saccotheciaceae. The record is from the annotation of a GenBank genome assembly.
AUGUCUUCACCACUGGAAAGAGCACUCCUUCGUCUCCAAGUAUUUUCUAAGGGACCAAGUCUGGGGUACUUACUCAAAACACAUCUCACUACCCAAGAUAUGUUGAACCUGAGGCUAACCUCUCGUUCACUGUAUGAUCCUGCUGAGCUCAACGAGGUUGCUUUUGAGACGAUCUACAUCCACACGCCUGUUCCCCACGGACGGAAACAGUACACGAACACGCUCAGGACAAUCGGAUUCCUUUGUCGACAAGUCGUAGUCAAGAUCGCGUAUCCAUCAAAGAUAUGCUGCUCAACAGGAACACCAUCUCUUAGCACAAAUGUACCGACCCCACGCUCUAGCAACGGAAGUGAUACAAUCUCCAACAUUCUUGACUCCUACUGUCCAUAUGCCGAGCCACCCAUCGCUUGGAAGUUCGUUAUCCAGAGGAAGCCUAGCGACGUGGACCAGGACCUGCUCCACCAAUGGUGUGAGGUCUUCAGGCUCUUGCCGAACCUGGAAACUGUUCACAUUGCUUGCAAUGGUGAUCCCGCUUGGCUUGGCUGCACCGACAUCGAGUCUGCGCUCAUCAUGUUGCGCAUCACUCUCGAGCGUGUCAAUCCCAAGCAUAUACAUACCGUCUGUCUGUCGCCCAUUCAUGUUAUGGGUAUCAUGCACCUUCGUUGGGCAGGAGCCGGCGCAUAUGGCGAAGCAUGCGCUUCUAGAGAUCCUGUCUGGUACAGGUUGAAGGCUCUGAAGCUAAGAAUUCUCAGUCCUUACACUGAGGGUCGAUUGUCUAAGAGUCAGACACAGCUGUUCGAGAAGAUCUUUGCAGACUAUCUACGAAGCUUCAGCAGAACGCUGACGAAACUCGAGCUGUCGUGGCUUGGUGAGGCAGGUCCAAAUCCUUUCAACGUGGGACAAGACCACCAGACUAUGAAACCGACGAACACUUGGAACAGACUUGAAGAGCUCCGGUUGAUCAAUGUGAUCAUGCAUUGCAGCAGUUCGCACAUCCAACAGCUGGCGCCAAACAUUCGGAAGCUCACGAUUGCUGGAGGUACCACAAGUGGGGACCAGGUGGUGCGUAAGCAUUGGAAGGGUUGUCAAGGUCAAGAGUCUGAAGGCCCGGACAAUGGCAAUGCAAGUUGGAUGAGCUCGCGAGAUGUGCGCCUGUCAGCGAUACCUGAACCUCUCUUCCAACAUCAUCUUGCAUGA